CUCACGACGAUCCAUAUAAGACCAUCGUUUUUAAGUCCUCAGCUAUCGCCACUAAUCCUUCACCUCCUCCGCGACUCUCGGACGACAUGGGAUCCAUCAAGGACGUGCUGCAGCUGACCCCCGACGAGGACGAGGAGGCGUGCCUGUAUGCCAUGCAGCUGCUUGGCGGCUCUGUCCUCGGCAUGACCCUCAAGGCCGCCGUCGAGCUCAAGCUUCUCGAGACCAUCGUCAGGGCCGGCCCUGGAGCCGUGCUGAGCCCCUCCGAAAUCGCCGCCAAACUGUCCACCGAUAACCCGCAGGCGGCCGUCAUGGUGGACCGGAUCCUCCGACUGCUCGCCGCUUUCCGCGUGGUCAGCUGUACCGUCGAGGCCGGCGACGGUGGCCGAGCCUCGCGCAAGUACGGUGCGGCGCCUGUCUGCAAGUACUUGACCAAGAACGAGGACGGCGUGUCCAUCGCCGCUCUGGGCUUGGCGGGCCACGACAAAGUCCUUAUGGAGUCCUGGUACUACUUGAAGGACGCAGUGUUGGAGGGCGGCAUCCCCUUCGACAAGGCCUACGGGAUGACGGCGUUCGAGUAUCCCGGUACCGACGCCCGGUUCAACCAGGUGUUCAACGAGGGCAUGAGGAACCACUCCACCAUAUUCACCAGAAAGCUGCUCCAGAAAUACCGCGGCUUCGACGACGUCAAGGUGCUCGUCGACGUCGGCGGUGGCACCGGCGGCACCCUCCGCUUGAUAACCUCUGAGCACCCUCACAUCAAGGGCGUCAAUUUCGACCUCCCUCAUGUCAUCUCCGACGCACCACCUAGCCCAGGUGUAGAGCACGUCAGUGGGGACAUGUUUGAGAGCGUGCCAACCGAAGGAGACGCCAUUUUUAUGAAGUGGAUUCUUCAUGAUUGGAGCGACGAGCACUGCUUAAAGCUACUGAAGAAUUGUUGGAGAGCUUUGUCGGAAGACGGAAAAGUGAUAGUGGUGGAAAGCGUAAUGCCAGUGGUGCCAAAGCCAACUCCACAAGCUCAGAAUGCUUGCGUAUCAGAUCUUGUUAUGUUGGCAUGCAAUCCUGGAGGCCGAGAGAGGACCGUGGAGGAGUUCCAAGACUUGGCAAGGGAGGCUGGAUUCCUAGGAUUCAAGUUCACAUAUUUGUUUGCUGGUUUUUGGGUCAUAGAAUUCACCAAGUAGGUCAUAAAAGUCGAGUAUUCUCUACUUGUGCUGGCAGUGUUGUCUUGCUUGGGGUUCCUUGAUCACACCUGCACCUUAUAUCCACAAUGAAUAAUUCCAAGACAUGAUAGUUCCUAAAUCAUUGGUAUAGUAUGCUGGCCAUCCCAAAGUUUUUGCACA
Molecule: messenger RNA, 1337 nt
Organism: Musa acuminata AAA Group (dessert banana)
Lineage: Eukaryota; Viridiplantae; Streptophyta; Magnoliopsida; Zingiberales; Musaceae
Product: tricetin 3',4',5'-O-trimethyltransferase-like
Exons: 4
Coding region: 87-1178 (363 amino acids)
Biological process (GO): methylation
Molecular function (GO): protein dimerization activity; O-methyltransferase activity; S-adenosylmethionine-dependent methyltransferase activity
Source: RefSeq, a predicted model, not a curated record